GUGGACAAGAACAUGAUAAACAACUUGCUGUUAACACCCCUGUCCCAUCCUGAGGGAGAACCUUGUGCUCAUCUUUGCAGUCCAGAUGAUGACGGCAUCUUCCUCGGUGAAGACAACUGCCCGUCUUACAGGCAGGACAACACUUUUCCCGGCCCUCUGCUAAGCAAUAAAAUGCAGCUAGAGGAACUGAUCCAUUUUAUCCAGAUCAAAAUUCAGGAGUGUCUACAGCAUGCGGAUAAACCUGACCAAAAGGAGACCUAUUACUUCUGGAAGAUUAUGGAGCUGCUCUGCUGUAAGAAUGGAAAGGUACUGCUGGCUGAUGUUGGCACACUCCUCUUUAGAAACUACAGACUUCUGAGAAAGAAGCUCAGGGCUAUUAAGGCCCAGGAUAGCUGGUGUCUUUUGCUAGCUCGACUUUUAUGCUCUGCUCUUCCAGUAGACGAGCUCUUAAAGGCUGUAGUUGAAAUGGGACAGAUGCUCGACUGUGAAGGACUGACAUACUCAGCCCAUGUCUGUUACGUGGUGGCAAUGAGGAAGCUGGAAUCAUGUCAAGGAUUUAGCUUUCUUUUGAUCGGCUGUAGCAGAUUUCCAGUUAACCACCCAGCCUUGAGGGAGGCUAUUGAGCGAACUGAGAUGUAUGAAUAUGUUUACUGCAAGAUCUUUGGGUUUGCCCAGCCAAACUUUCAGAUCUACAAGUACUAUCACGCCAGCAAGUUAGCCGAGUUUGGCUUUCGCAGUCAAGCCUUUGAGUACUGCAAGACCAUCGCCAGAGCAAUCACCACAUUCCCUCGAGAAAUCACCAAGAGCACAUUGGAAAUGACCAUAAAGCUGUGUGAGAGAUUACACCAAGGAAAGGGAAAAGAGCCAGAGUGGCUCGCAGAUCUUCGUCGGCUGCACACAGACAACGUGUUUAAGGAUGUAGAAUCUGGUGUUGCUCACCAUCCUCCGCAUCUGGAAAGCCACGUUACAUCAUGGGUCUUUGAGUCACUCUACACUCUGGGAGAGCUGCUAGGAGAAGGAGGAUUUGGGAGCAUCUGUGCGGGAGUUCGUAAAGCAGACGGAAAACAGGUUGCCAUUAAAUAUGUGGUCAAGGGUGAGCAUGACAUCUUCAUCACCAUGCCUGGGGAAACACAGCGCCUCCCUAUGGAGGUUGCACUGAUGGAAAUGGUCUCCAAGCCAUUCCAUUGUGACAAUGUGCUGGAACUGAUCGAAUGGUUUGAAAUGCCUGAUUGCUUUAUUUUGAUUUUGGAGCGACCCAGCCCCUGCGUGGACCUGCGGCAUUUUGUGCAUAGUCACAAAGGGCGACUGUCGGAACCACUUACCCAGAACAUCAUGCGCCAGGUCGUUCAGGCUGCUCGCCAUUGCUGUGAAUGUGGUGUCCUUCACCGUGACAUCAAAGCAGAGAAUCUUCUAGUCAACACGGACACUCUUCAAGUCAAGCUCAUAGACUUUGGCUGUGGCGAUUUGCUGAAGGACACCCCCUACACUGUUUAUGCAGGAACUAGAGUUUUCUGCCCACCCGAGUGGUUAUGUGAGGGGGAGUACCAUGGUCUUCCUGCUACAAUCUGGGGCCUGGGUAUUCUGCUCUACGACUUGGUGUGUGGAGAUGUGCCGUUUCAUCACGAGGAGGACAUUGUUAACAGGAAAAUAAACUUUGCUCCUGGUGUGUCUGGAGAUUGCAUCAAUCUGAUUUUAUGGUGUCUGUCAAGAUAUCCUCACGUACGGCCGACGUUUGAUGAAAUCCUCAGCCAUGCAUGGUUUACGGAACCUCAGAACCCCCAGACUGUCAAGAACCCAGUUAAUAGUGAGAUGCCUGCUCUACUGCAUCAUCCUGAGGACAGCCAUGUUACCCCAUGGGAGGUGUUUGAGUCAUUAUAUACUCCAGUAAAGCUGCUGGGAGAAAGAGGCUUCGCAACUGUGUGUGCAGGAGUGCGGAAUGCGGACGGCAAAAAGGUUGCAAUUAAAUAUGUGGGAAAGAGUCAGAAGGACAAAUUCAUUACCAUUCCUGGAGAGACACAGCGCCUUCCUCUGGAGGUUGCACUGAUGGUUAUGGUCUCCAAGCCAUUUCACUGUGACAAUGUGGUGGAACUUAUAGAAUGGUUCGAGAUGUCAGACUCCAUCAUCUUAAUCUUAGAGCAGCCCAGCCCCUGCACAGACCUCAGCCAAUUCCUAAAAGGUCACAAAGAGCGACUGUCAGAACCACUGGCCAAGCAUAUCAUGCGCCAGGUGGUCCAGGCUGCUCGCCAUUGCUAUGACUGUAGUGUCCUUCACCGUGACAUUAGGGCAGAGAAUCUUCUCAUCACUACUGACACACAGAAAGUCAAGCUUAUUAACUUCAGCUGUGGUGAUUUGCUGAAGAACACCCCUUACACAGAAUAUGAAGACACUUGGGCUUUCUCCCCACCUGAGUGGGUACAUGAGGGGGAGUAUCAUGGUGCUCCUGCAACCAUCUGGAGCCUGGGUGUUCUUCUCUUUCACUUAGUCUGUGGACAGCUGCCAUUUCAAAAUGAGGACAAGAAUGUCUAUAAUAAGAGGCACUUCGAUCCUGACCUGUCUGAAGAUUGCCACAAUCUGAUAAUGUGGUGUCUGGAGAAGGACCCUGAUGCUCGACCAACCUUUGAGGAAGUCCUCAGCCAUCCAUGGUUUAAAUGCCUUCAGAACUAAAUCCAGGUUAGACAGCAAGAAAACUAUAGUGCUAAUUUAAAAAAGCACUAUUAAUAGGUUAGCUGAUGCCUUGUUUAGCAGUCACUUUGUAAGCACUUUUUCUGUACCUUGCAUCUCCUGGGUCCAGGUUUGACUCGGGGUCUAUGUGCAUGAAAAUGUUUGCAUUUUUUCCUGUGCUUGGUGGGUUCCUCUGGGUGCUCCAGUUUUCUCCCACAGUCCAAAGGCAUGCAGAUUACGCUAAUUUGUGACUCUUGACCGGAGGUCAGACCAUGGUUGCAAAAUGAGAAUAAACAUAAUAAUAAUCAUCAGUCCAAAUUAUAUUGU
This is a messenger RNA of Clarias gariepinus (North African catfish), 2988 nucleotides long. Its product is annotated as ribosomal protein S6 kinase alpha-1-like. The transcript is spliced from 20 exons. The coding region runs from base 13 to 2664 and encodes 883 amino acids. Gene Ontology annotation, biological process: negative regulation of apoptotic process; protein autophosphorylation; regulation of mitotic cell cycle. The record is from RefSeq and is a predicted model, not a curated record. Gene Ontology annotation, cellular component: cytoplasm. Gene Ontology annotation, molecular function: ATP binding; protein serine/threonine kinase activity; protein tyrosine kinase activity. NCBI's taxonomy places the organism in Eukaryota, Metazoa, Chordata, Actinopteri, Siluriformes, Clariidae.